Messenger RNA from Thermothelomyces thermophilus ATCC 42464, 2174 nucleotides. RefSeq lists its product as uncharacterized. The record is from RefSeq and is a predicted model, not a curated record. Gene Ontology annotation, molecular function: sulfuric ester hydrolase activity. NCBI's taxonomy places the organism in Eukaryota, Fungi, Ascomycota, Sordariomycetes, Sordariales, Chaetomiaceae. The transcript has 4 exons. The coding region runs from base 265 to 1953 and encodes 562 amino acids.
CCCACCCUUGGCGUACAUACAUCGAGCCUCUCCAGCUACGCGAGCUCCUGCAAGCUCCCCACGAGACUGUGGUGAACGCAUUCGCGCUUGCAGGCGGCUUUCCCAUAGGGCUGAGUUUCAAGGCACGCCGCGGCGUGGAAAACGAAGCAGAAAAGUAGUUGCGCUCACACCUCCCGGUCUCAAUUGCGCUAGUGUAUCCGCAGGGAGGAGGUGCAAGCACCCGGCAGAGAAGUCCUAGAACACACACAACCAGAAGAGGCCACAAUGGCGCCGGACCUCAACUCCCUCCCGGCCUCGCCUGCCCAGGGCAAGGCCGUUAACCUCACACGCAGCGGGCUCAACAGCGGCCCUGCCCCGGGCGAGAAGCUGCCCAACAUCCUCUACAUCAUGGCCGACCAGCUCGCGGCGCCGCUCCUCAAGAUGUACAACCCGGACUCGCAGAUCCUGACGCCGAACCUGGACGCGCUGGCGGCCAGGUCGGUGCAGUUCGACUCGGCCUACUGCCCGUCGCCGCUGUGCGCACCCUCGCGCAUGAGCAUGAUCACGGGCCAGCUGCCGAUGAAGAUUGGCGCCUACGACAACGCGUCGUCCAUCUCGAGCGACAUCCCCACCUACGCGCACUACCUGCGCCUCAAGGGCUACCACACCGUCCUGGCCGGCAAGAUGCACUUUGUCGGCGACCAGCUGCACGGCUACGAGACCCGCCUGACCAGCGACAUCUACCCGGGCGACUACGGCUGGGCCGUCAACUGGGACGAGCCCGACACCCGGCUCGAGUGGUACCACAACGCCAGCUCCAUUCUGCAGGCCGGCGUCUGCGUCCGCAGUAACCAGCUGGACUACGACGAGGAGGUCAUGUAUCGGUCCACCCAGUUCUUGUAUGAUCACGUCCGCGAGGGGCCCGGGGCCCGGCCAUUCUGCCUUACGGUCUCGUUGACGCACCCCCACGACCCGUACACCAUCGAGCAAAAGUACUGGGACCUCUACGAGGGCGUCGACAUUGAGCUGCCCAAGGUCAAGAUCCCCAAGGAAGAGCAGGAUCCGCACAGCAAGCGCCUGCUCAAGGUGUGCGACCUCUGGGACAACGAGUUCACCGACGAGCAGAUCAAGCGGGCGAGGCGGGCCUACUAUGGCGCCGUCAGCUACGUCGACGACUGCGUCGGCAAGCUGCUGGACGUGCUCAAGAAGUGCAGGCUGGACAAGAACACCAUCGUCAUCUUCAGCGGCGACCACGGCGACAUGCUCGGCGAACGCGGGCUCUGGUACAAGAUGAGCUACUUCGAGUCCUCGGUCCGCGUGCCCCUGCUCAUCUCGCACCCCACCCAAUUCACGCCGCACCGUGUCAAGGCCAACGUGUCGACCCUCGACAUCCUGCCCACCAUGUGCGACCUGGUCGGCACCAAGCCGGCCUCCUUCCUGCCCCUCGACGGCGUCUCCCUGCUGCCGCACCUGCAGGGCGUCCCCGGCGGGCACGACGAGGUGUUUGCCGAGUACACGGGCGAGGGCACGGUGCGCCCGCUCAUGAUGAUCCGGCGCGGCCGCUGGAAGUACAUCACCUGCCCCGCCGACGGCUCGCAGCUGUACGACCUCGAGGCCGACCCGCUCGAGCUCGUCGACCUGGUCAAGAGCGGCGCCGCCUCCUCCGACGAAAAGAUCCGCCGCGUCUUUGAGGAUUUUGAGGCCGAGGCGCACGCCAAGUGGGACUUUGACGAGAUCACGCGCCGCGUCCUCGAGUCGCAGCGCAAGAGGCGGCUGGUGUGGUCCGCGCUGAUCCGGGGCAAGUUUACCAGCUGGGAUUACAAUCCGAUCGACGACGGCCGGGAGAAGUACAUCCGCUCGCAUAUCCCGUUGGAUGAUUUGGAGCGUAGGGCGCGCUUCCCGGCUGUGGACGCAUUUGGAAACGAGACGAGCUCCGCCGUCGUUGCGCACCAAGCCGGCUCGCACGGGGAGUGAACUGGGGUAUUUGAUCUCAGCAGUUAAUGGUUCUACGAUGCUUUCUCUCCGUUCGAGUUCGGAACUUGAGUACAUACACAUACACGGAUAGCAUUCGGGCUGUUUUAGCGUGGCGUAGAGCGUUGCGAAAAGAAAAAAAAAGAACUUUCUUAACGAUGGUUUGACGCAUAUAUAGUAUAUAAUGAUGAAUUGCCCUGCGUUUCAACAACGGGUCCUUUAAC